Poecile atricapillus (Black-capped chickadee) is the source of this 4792-nucleotide messenger RNA. It is a transcript of the gene ATXN7L2, whose product is annotated as ataxin 7 like 2. The record is from RefSeq and is a predicted model, not a curated record. Bases 1859 to 4573 code for a protein of 904 amino acids. Lineage: Eukaryota; Metazoa; Chordata; Aves; Passeriformes; Paridae. The transcript is spliced from 10 exons.
GCAGGAAAGGCUCGUUCUGCUCGGGGAACCGGGCACCGGGAGCGGGGCACUGGGAAACUGGGCACCGGGAGCCCCGCGCCGGGCAUCCACAGCCGGUAUCCAGUACCGGGAGCUGGGCGCACAGCUGAGGGUGCCGGCUCUGGAUGCCCGGUGCGGGGUUGCCGGUGCCCGGUUUCUGGUGCCGGGUGCCCGCAGCAGGUUGUCCUGGCGUGUCCUGGGAUGUUCCCUGGCACUGGGAACUGGACACCUGGAAUGAGGCAAAUGUACCAGCACCUGGCACUGGGAACAGCCAGACCUGGCACCCUGACUGGGAUCCUGGCACUGGGAAUGGGGCACCCUGCACUGGGAUCCUGGCACUGGGAAUGGGGCACCCUGCACUGGGAACCAGACACUGGGAAUGGGGCACCUUGCACUGGGAUCCUGGUACUGGGAAUGGGGCACCCUGCACUGGGAUCCUGGCACUGGGAAUGGGGCACCCUGCACUGGGAUCCUGGCACUGGGAAUGGGGCACCCUGCACUGGGAUCCAGGUACUGGGAAUGGGGCACCCUGCACUGGGAUCCAGGUACUGGGAAUGGGGCACCCUGCACUGGGAUCCAGGUACUGGGAAUGGGGCACCCUGCACUGGGAUCCAGGUACUGGGAAUGGGGCACCCUGCACUGGUAACCUGGUACUGGGAACUGGGCAUGCUGCACUGGGAACCAGACAUUGGGAAAGGGGCACCUGGUACUGGGCACCUGGAAUGUGGCACUGGACACCCAAUACUGGGAACUGGGCACCCAGCACUGGUGAACACGCACUGGGAAUGUGCCAUCCUGCACCGGAACAUGCAGAAACAGGAAUGGGGCAGGCAGCCCUGGGCACUGGACAAUGGGAACAGGACAUCCUGCAAUGGGUACCUGGCACCAGGAACUGGGCACUGGGAACCUUACACUGGGCAUCCAGACCUGGCACCCAGCACUGAACACUGGAGACUGGGAAUGGGCACUUCCCGUUCUGGGAAUGUGGCAUCCAGCACUGGGCAUCUGGCACCAGGAAUUGGGACUGGGAGCCUGGCACUGUGCAGCCAGACAUGGCAGCUGGUACCAGGAACUGGGCAUUUGGCACUGGGAACAGGGCAUCCUGUACUGGACACUGGGAGCUGGGAAUGGAGCAUCCUACAAGAGUUGCCCAAUACCAGGAACCAAACACUAGGAAUUCUGCACGGGGCACUGGGCACCUGGAACUGGGCACCCUGUGCUUGCACCGGGAACUGGGCAGCCAUACUGGGCACUGGGAUUCAGGAACUGGGCAGCCACGCUGGGCACUGGGAUUCAGGAGCUGGGCAGCCAUACUGGGCACUGGGAUUCAGGAACUGGGCAGCCACGCUGGGCACUGGGAUUCAGGAGCUGGGCAGCCAUACUGGGCACUGGGAUUCAGGAACUGGGCAGCCACGCUGGGCACUGGGAUUCAGGAGCUGGGCAGCCACGCUGGGCACUGGGAUUCAGGAGCUGGGCAGCAGGAUCUCUGCACCAGGAACUGGGCAGGCAGCACCAGGCACCCCAGUCUGCCCACUGGGAACCCUGUGCCUGUUACUGGGAGCUGGUUAUUGGGUGCCCCAUCCUGGAUUCCAGGUAUUCCAGCUGCAGUGGACACUGGUGGGAACAGAGCAGUAACUGGAGAGCCUGGACUGGGAAUGAGUUGCCACCAUUACCCCAGACCAGGCAGGAGGUACUGGGAACCCCAGAGGGGGACUGGGCAUAACUGGGCACUGGGAUUCCCUGCACUGGGAGCUGGGCAGGGUCCACUGGGAGCCAGGUGCCCCUUACUGGGAGCUUGGCAGUGUCCAGUGGGCUCUGAGCACUGGGACUGGGACCAGUCAUGGUGCAUCUGAAUGGGUCUGGGUGCCCAGUAUGGCACAGCUGGAUGGAGCUGGGCACCAGUACAGCAUGGCCAGGCAGGCAGGACUGGUUACCCAGUAUGGCACAGCUGGAUGGAACUGGGUGCCCAGUAUGGCAUGGCCUGAUAGGACUGGGGAUGGACUGGACACCCAGUUUGGCACAGUUGGCCAGGUCACCAUUGCCGCUGGCUCAGUGGCCACCAGUCCCCCCAGAACAGAGCCCAGGACACUGGCCAGGCACAGCCAGUGGAGCCAUGACUCUAUGGGAGCCAGGGGGUCCCAAGGGUGUCACAUCCUGUGACCAGGACGUUCCCAGGGGUCUCAUGUGCCAGGACUGGGGUGUCCUCAGGGAUGUUCCAUCCCAGGGUAAAUGUAUCCCAGGGGCAUCACAUCCCAGGACAGGGUUUUCCCAGGAGUGUCACAUCCCAUACUGGACGUCCCCAGGAACAUCCUGCUGGCACUGGGCUGUCAGGAUGAGGACCCUGGAGAUGGCGACACACCACAGGGCGACGCCACUCACAGGAUGGAUCUGUCUCUCUGAUCUAAUUUUGUCUGGUUUAAUUGUUCCAGGAGCAGGAAUGUCGGGAACAUCCCUGUGUGGGAGCACCGGGACCAUCCCUGUGCCAGCCACUGACAGGAUUUUGUCUCUGGCAGGAUCAGGGUCAGAGCUGGAGGAGAAUGGUAGGAGUGGCAGCAAGAAACUGGACACCAUGACCCUGAUUAAGGAAGACAUGGACAUCUUCGGGCACUGCCCUGCGCACGACGACUUCUAUCUGGUGGUGUGCAACCACUGCAGCCAGGUGGUGAAACCCCAGGCCUUCCAGAAGCACUGUGAACGCCGGCAUGGCCCGCUCAGCAAGCUCUAUGCCCGUGCCACCGCGUGCCACGUCGCCGUGAACGGGCAGCCGGUGCCUGGCAGGACCCCCGGAGCGGCCAAAGCCCUGCAGGAGAAACAUCCCGGUGCCCGUGGGAGAGCCCAGCCCCUCCCUGAGCACACGGACAAGGAUAACAACCUCUGCUUGUUUGUGCCCGUGGUGAACCUGGAGAAGAUUCCCAGCAUUCCCAAACCGGACGGGCACGGGAUCAAGGUGCCCCCCAAAGCCGUCCCCACCAACUCCAAGGAAUCCCUGGGGAAACCCGCGGCUGCCGCGGUGCCCAGAGAGCCCCCGGUGCCGGCCGGGGUCGGGGGGGAUUCGGCCAUGCCGGAGAGCAUCCCUGCUCCGGGGGAGAAGGAUGUGGGGGCCCCCAAAGCGCCCCCCAGGUCCCACAGGAAGCUGGCGCGUAAGGAGUGUGACCUGAACCGGCAGUGUGGGGUGCGGAACCCCGACACCAACAAGCUCUGCACCCGCCUGCUGACCUGCAAGAUCCACUCGGUUCACCAGCGCCGGGAGGUGCAGGGUCGAGCCAAGGAUUUCGAUGUGCUGGUGGCCGAGCUGAAGGCCAGCACCCGCCGAGGGGACCCCCCAAAGGACAGGAGCCCCCCUGAGAAGGACCCACUGCACCCUGCCCUGCAGGACACCCCCUCACUGCUGCAGCCCCCCAAUACCCCUCCCUGCCGAGCCAGGCUGUCACACUGCUUGCACCCCACCAGGGCCCGACUUUCCUCUGACAGUGACCCUGAGGAUGCUCCGGCCACCUCUGGGGAGGGGAGCGUGGAAAGCUUCCCCCUCCCCCUGCCCAAGGGGGGCAGCCGCGUGUCCAGCGAGGAGAGCGAAGAGGAGGGGGGCGAGGAGCCCCCCCGGACCCCGAUGCGCCCACCACGGCCUCAGGCGUUCUGCACCUUCGGGAGCCGCCUGGUCACCCCGGGCUGUUACGUGUUCGACCGACGGCUGGACCGGUUCUGCGCCGCGCUGGGCUCCAUGCUGGAGCGGCACCUCAGCGCACACAGGUGGAGGAAGAUCCCUCCAGCCGUCAUCCCCCCUCUUCACCUCCCCGCAGCCCCCCCCAGCCCCGCUGCCCCCCUUUACGGCCCCGCGACCCCUUCCCCGCCCCUCCGGACCCUCUCGGCGGCGGGGGGCUGCCGGCUCCCCACCAGCCUCAGCUACACCGUGGGGUCCCCCCCGGCGGCGGCCGCCUGCAGCCAGCCCGAGUGCGGGGGAGGGGGCACGCAGUCCAUCACCUCCCCCCUCCCCGCCAACACCCCCUCACCCUCCUUCAGCAAACUGCCCCCCACCAAGGCCAGCAAAUCCCCCCGGGCGCGGGAGGCGUCCGGCAGGACGGACGCGGAGCCCCGGCCCUGGCAGCCCCCCGCCACGGCCGGCAGCCCCCCGUACAAACGGACCUGCUUGGGGGACAGCGCCAAGGGCAAAAAUCAGGGCUUGACUCCCCCCGGCAAGACGAAACUCACCCCCCCGGCUUCGCCCUCCGUCGCCAUCCUCAACGGGACCCCUCGGGUGCGACGGCCGCCCCCCGCCCAGCCCUGCCGCGCCCCCCCCGCCGCCCUGGACCCCCAAACGCCGCUGCUCGGGCUGGGGGGGCCCCCCCGGGGGCUCUCUGAGGAUGAGGUGAAGAAGCGCAAGAACUCGGCCACCUACUGCCGACCCCUGAAGCCCAAAGCCGCGCCCCCCCUGCCCGGACCCCCGGCCCCGCCCGGCUCCGGGACCCCCGGCUCGGGGGGCUCCGUCCGCAGGAAGAAACCGGGGGCGCCCCUGGGGUUCGAGGAGAAGAGGAGCGUCCUGAAGUCCAAAGCCCAUUAACAGAGGGGUCACCGGGCCCCCCCCCGUGUCCUCCCCACCGGGAAACGCCAGAAAACCGAUGAAGGGGGAAAAAAAAAAAUCCCAAGGAAACACGAAGGAAAAUCCCAAACUUCCAGAAAAUACCUCAAAACUCUCAGUUCUGUUCUCUUGCUGCUAAACCAGCCCCGGGAGGAGGGGGCGGCACUGGGACCCCACCCGGACCUCCCGGGGCCCCGUCGG